Molecule: messenger RNA, 2260 nt
Organism: Balaenoptera ricei (Rice's whale)
Lineage: Eukaryota; Metazoa; Chordata; Mammalia; Artiodactyla; Balaenopteridae
Product: inhibitor of carbonic anhydrase-like
Exons: 18
Coding region: 36-2150 (704 amino acids)
Biological process (GO): antibacterial humoral response; iron ion transport
Cellular component (GO): plasma membrane; early endosome; extracellular region
Source: RefSeq, a predicted model, not a curated record
GGGAGCCGGGUAGGAGUCGCGUGCCGCCGAGGAGAAUGAGGCUCGCGGUCUGCGCAGUGCUGUGCGCGGGGGCCCUGGGGCUGUGUCUGGCUGUCCCUGAAAAAACUGUGAGAUGGUGCACUGUCUCAAACCAUGAGGCCAAUAAGUGCUACAGCUUCCAUGACAACAUGAAUAAUGUCCUUUCAGUGGAUGGUCCUCAUGUCACCUGUGUGAAGAGAACCUCUUACCUUGAGUGCAUCAAGGCCAUUGUGGCAAACAAAGCAGAUGCUGUGACCAUUGAUGGAGGUUUGGUGUUUGAGGCAGGCCUGGCCCCCUACAACCUGAAGCCCGUCGUGGCAGAAUUCUACGGGUCAAAAGAUGAUCCACAAACUCACCAUUAUGUCGUAGCCGUGGUGAAGAAGGGCAGCGAUUUCCAGCUGAACCAGCUCCAAGGCAAGAAGUCCUGCCACACAGGCCUGGGAUGGUCUGCUGGGUGGAACAUCCCCAUCGGGAUACUUCUUCCCUCUGACUCGGUUGAAAAAGCAGCGGCUGAGUUCUUCGCGGGCAGCUGCGUCCCCUGUGUGGAUCAGACAGCUUUCCCCAAACUGUGCCAACUGUGUGCGGGGAAGGGGACCGACAAGUGUGCCUGCAACUCCCACGAACCAUACUUCGGCUACUCGGGGGCCUUCAAGUGUCUGCAGGACGGUGUGGGGGACGUGAGCUUCGUGAGGCACAUGACGGUGUUUGAGAACCUGGCUGACAAGGCUGACAGGGACGAGUAUGAGCUGCUCUGCAGGGACAACACCCGGGGGUCUGUGGACAAGUAUGAAAGGUGCCACCUGGCCCGGGUCCCUUCCCACACCGUCGUGGCCCGAAGCAUGGGCGGCAAGCAGGACUUGAUCUGGGAGCUUCUCAACCUGGCCCAGGAGAAUUUUGGAAAAGACAAGUCAGCAGAAUUCCAGCUCUUCGGCUCUCCUCAUGGAAAGGACCUGCUGUUUACGGACGCCGCCCUUGGGUUUUUAAGAGUCCCACCUAAGAUGGACGCCAAGCUAUACCUAGGAUACGAGUAUUUUUCUGCCAUCCAGCAUCUAAUGACCACUGAGAUUGAUGUGGGCGUCAGAGCAAGCAGGGUGAUAUGGUGUGCAGUGGGCCAGCACGAGAAGGCCAAGUGUGACGAGUGGAGUGCCCUGAGCGGUGGCAUCUUGAAGUGCACCGCGAAGGAGACCACCGAGGGCUGCAUCGCCGCCGUCGCGAAAGGAGAGGCUGAUGCCAUGAGCUUGGAUGGAGGCUUCAUCUACACAGCGGGCAAGUGUGGUCUGGUGCCUGUCCUGGCAGAGAACUACUUGUCUCAAGAUGGCAAAGAGCAGCUUGGGUCUAAGUGUGUGAACACACCUGUGGAAGGUUAUUACGUCGUGGCAGUGGUCAAGAAGUCAGAUGCUGACCUCACCUGGAACUCUCUGCGAGGCAAGAAGUCCUGCCACACUGCAGUUGGCACUUCUGCAGGCUGGAACAUCCCGAUGGGUUUCAUAUACAACCAAACUGGGUCCUGUAAAUUUGAUGAAUUCUUCAGUCAAAACUGUGCCCCUGGGUCUGAUCCAGCGUCCAGUCUCUGUGCCCUGUGCAACGGCAGCAGCACGCCAGCCCACACGUGUGCUCCCAACAGCCACGAGGCGUACUAUGGCUCGAGUGGGGCGCUCAGGUGUCUGGUUGAGAAGGGAGACGUGGCCUUUGUGAAGUACACCACGGUCCUGCAGAACACUGAUGGAAAGAACCCUGAAGCCUGGGCGAAGGAUCUGAAGCAGUCGGACUUCCAGCUGCUGUGCCUCGAUGGCACCAGGAAGCCUGUGACCGAGGCUCAGAGCUGCCACCUGGCCAUAGUCCCAAGUCAUGCUGUGGUCUCAAGGAAAGAUAAGGCGGAUUUUGUCCGCAGAAUGCUCUUCAACCAACAGGAACUCUUUGGAAGAAACGGGUUUGAAUACAUGAUGUUCCAGCUGUUCAAAUCCUCAACCAAGGAUCUGCUCUUCAGCGAUGACACAGAAUGUUUGGCUAACCUUCAGGACAGAACAACUUAUCAAAAAUACUUAGGGCCAGAGUAUCUUCGGGCUAUUGCUAACAUGAGACAGUGCUUACCCUCUGAACUUCUGGAUGCCUGCACAUUCCAUGGAAAUUAAAAAUUGAUCAAAGUGGGCAACCGCAGAGAUGCUCAGAGCCUGCAAAUCCAGUGGGGCCACAUUCUCACUUGUCUGCAUGGUGGGUCUGUGUUAACAUCAGUUAAUCUUUA